CAAUGGGCUCUGCGACAAAGCUCAAGGCAUGUUACGCGUGCACCAACGGAAAGCGAAAAUGUGACAAAGCUCAACCUAUUUGUGGCAGAUGUAAUGACCGAGACGUUGAAUGCCGAUAUCCACCGACCAAGCGGAAGAGAUUGCACUCGUCAGCGCCGCGAGCGGAAAAUGGCGGAGAGAGUGCAGGCAGACUCAGUGUUGGACCGCCGAGUCUGAUGCAAAUACCUUUCUCGACACCAAAUAAUGGCUUGAUUGACCUCAAUCAGUGGGCGGCGAGUUUGAGCAAUUGGGACGCUCUCCCUGCCGCUGAGCUACCAGACGAUUCGCCCGCGACAAGCAGUGAGACAAUCUCGAGCCAGAAGGAUCCUGUCGACUUUUUCCUGAGGCCCGAUGCAUGGGGCAUUCGUCAUAUCCCUUUUACGACCCCAUCUUUCCCAAACUCGGUCUGCAUGAACUAUGUCCAUGGCAUCCAUGAGUUCUUUACGGAAUGGGUCACCAACUCUCACAGCCCGGUCAUACACAACCAGCUCUACGCGGAUGCUGGGCUACCCCCAUCAAUACAGGAUGCGUUCACUUGUAUCAUUCUUCACAACUCGAAAACAUCCGCGAACGAGACAGUGAUCGAUGAAUUGCUGGUGUCGAAAGCAUCGGUGUUACUCAAGACAUAUUGCCCAGACCUCGCCGGUUCCGAAGUGACGCUUAACAUUCGUGAGCACCUCGCUCGAACCCAAGCAUUAUUCGUCCAUCUUGUGAUAGCGUUGUUCUCCUCUUCUAUUGGCGCACGUGCGAGCGCGGAACAACAGAUACAGACCCUUCUCUCAUGGACGCGUCAACUCUGGGAAGCCGCCCUUCGUGAUCCGGAUAUUGGCCUGCCAUGCGAGUGUGGCGAUCGCUCAGCUGCUGCUGCGUCCGCUAACGGCAUUGUUCUGGACUCUAUCUUCGACGGUGAUCCGCUACCGCGAAAGUGGCGCAAUUGGGUGUUGUCAGAGAGCAUCCGUCGUAUAUGGCUAUUGGCAACUUCAACCAUCGGCGUAUAUCUCACUCUGAAACAGAGAUGGGCUGAAUGUCAUGGCGGUAUUUACUUCACAGCCCAUAAGAACCUAUGGGAUGCAAAAAGCGGUUCUACAUGGGCAGCUGCAUGUCGGAAAGCAGAUCCUCUCUUCAUAUGUAGCCUCGAUUGCGAGGGUCUGUUCCUCAGUGCAAAGGCAUCGGAUAUUGAUCCGAUGCUAAUCAAUCUGUUUACGAUUAUGUGGGGAGUUGAAAGAGUUGAGAAUUGGGUUGCAAGAACAUGUGAACCUGGAGAGGAUGUGAGGGUCUGGAGGGGUACUGAUCUUCCAAUGGAGAAGGGAAGGAUUGCUCCUUCAUGA
This is a messenger RNA of Fusarium verticillioides 7600, 1367 nucleotides long. RefSeq lists its product as hypothetical. The record is from RefSeq and is a predicted model, not a curated record. The annotation marks the transcript as partial. The transcript has a single exon. Gene Ontology annotation, molecular function: zinc ion binding; DNA-binding transcription factor activity, RNA polymerase II-specific. NCBI's taxonomy places the organism in Eukaryota, Fungi, Ascomycota, Sordariomycetes, Hypocreales, Nectriaceae. Gene Ontology annotation, biological process: regulation of DNA-templated transcription.